AUGUCGACUAAUCAUGAACACUCAGCACUCGACUCUCCACAAGACCCUGGCAAUAACAUCGACCUACACCCUCCGGAGCCACUGCAGCCAACGCAAAGUAACGCAAGCAACAACAGCAAUACAGAUUCAAAACCCGAGAAAGAAGAGACAAGGGUCACAGAGAGUGAGAAAAAACCGCCAGACACGAGGCAUACAGGCAAUAAACAUGACUGGGCAGGGUCUUGGACCUGGGAAAUCGGAGGUGCCAUUCUGAGUGUCGUCUGCAUCGGCCUCUUGUUUGGCUUUCUUGGAUACGUCAACGGAAUGGCAUAUGAGCGCUGGGAGUACUCCAUAUCUCCUAAUGCAGUAGUCUCCGUUAUUGCUGCCUUUGCCAAAGCCUCAAUGCUGAUCCCAGUUUCUGCGUGCCUGAGCCAGUUGAAGUGGAAGCAGGACCGACAGGAGAGACCCAUGCAGCUUUACCAUUUCCAUGUCCUCGACCAAGCCAGCCGUGGCCCAUGGGGUGCCCUCGAGGUAUUCUGGAGAAUGAAGUCGACUCUGCCAAUGGCAGGAGCAGCAUUGACCAUCCUGGCUGUUGCUCUGGAUCCGUUUGCACAGCAGAUUCUUGCAUUUCCCUCGCGUGAAGUACAAGCGCUGGAUGAAACAGCAUAUGUCCAAAGGGCUCAGGUUUAUGCUCCUGAAUGGGGAUCGCGAGGACACGAGGAUGAAUUCAGAAACACAUUGGCCGUGCAGCUGGAUCCGACCAUGCAGACUGCGAUUCUGAGUGGUCUGGCACAAAUCAACCGUCCUCUUGAACCGGGCUGUUCCUCGUCCCACUGCGAGUAUCCCGACUUUGCCACGCUGGGUGUCUGCUCCCACUGCGACGAUGUCACUGAAGGCACCAUCCAGACCUGCCAGCCAUAUGCAAGAAACAGCUCCGGUGCGUUUGCAUUCGGUGUUCUUGAUAAGAAAAAUGCGUCAACUCCUGCCAACUGUUCUUAUACAACCCCGAGUGGCUUUACCUUCAUGCCAGAGACCUUCGACACCAGUUUCCUUCCCCCAUUCACCCAUCCUAGUGUGGAGAUCACCCGCCAACCAUGGACGUCGAUCACAACCUCCAAAGGGCAUCAGCAGGAUGACUCGGGCUUGCUCGUGUCAUUCUUCACCGCGAAAUACUCCCACAAGAUAGUUUAUACACCGGAUAAUGCUACCGCAGUCGAGGAGAAGCCGACGAUGACCGAGUGUUCAGUGCACCUUUGCGAAAAGCAGUACACAAACAACCACAUCACAGAUGAUGAUCAUACUUUUCAACCUUCAAGAAGUCAACCCCUGAAUGCAAACGGAAGCGGAAAUGCUACCAACGGAUACACCAUCCAGCUCAUUCCUCCGGAUGGGACCAAGACGGUUUCAGACAAUUCAACCUACGCCAUGGAUUAUCGAACAUAUGUAGACCUCAUCCAUAUGCUGGAAUCGCUGUUCAACACUACCUUUGUCCAGGAUAACUCGUCUCGCAAUGGCAGCUCUUACUCGACGCUUCCUGGUGUUCAAUCUGCUCCGGUCCUUUACAACAGCCGUAACAUUACCGAAUCGAUAGCCGCCAUGGCCACGAGUAUGACAGACAACAUCCGGUCAGGUAUUCGGGCUACCCGCGUCGACGGACUCGCCUACCGGACUGAGACGUAUAUCCACGUUCGAUGGCCGUGGAUUAUUCUUCCAACAAUGUCAGUAGCUUUCUCGAUCAUCCUCUUCAUCGCGACCGCAGUAGUAAGCCGAGGCCAACCGGUUCUGUGGAAGUCUUCCAUUUUUCCGUUUCUCAUGGGGCGGUUGGAAACGGUCCCAGACCAUGAUAUUGCAAAUAUUUACCAUGUGGACCAAGUGCAGUCCAUGUCGAAAAAGAUCAACGUUGUGGUGGAGGGGCAGGAAAAUGGCCCUCUUCUGUUUGCCGAAAGAGAAAUGACUUGA
This is a messenger RNA of Aspergillus wentii DTO 134E9, 1938 nucleotides long. Its product is annotated as DUF3176 domain-containing protein. The record is from RefSeq and is a predicted model, not a curated record. The transcript has a single exon. NCBI's taxonomy places the organism in Eukaryota, Fungi, Ascomycota, Eurotiomycetes, Eurotiales, Aspergillaceae. Bases 1 to 1938 code for a protein of 645 amino acids.